UGUUGCGCUUGCUUUGCUUGCGCCCAAGUGGGAAUCAAUUGCAGGGCUUCAAGGAAGUCAGGAGCUGAAGAAUGAUAUGCAUCAGGGCGGAAGGUGGAUGGCUAGAAAACGAGUGCUCUUAGGACCCCUCUUGGACUGCAAACGAAGCGCAUGACGAAGAACGAGGAAUGCUGCUUGCAGAGCGGGUGGUCUGACAGUGACACCACUUUUGACAGAUUUAUCUGAGCAAACAGAGAGUUUGUGAUAGAAACUUUUUGCUGGAAGUCAACUUUAUAGAAGCUCAAAGGAGGAUUAAGCUUUGCACAUUACUGUAGCGAUGGUGCUUCGGGAACAGUUGGGGCUGGUUGUGGCGGCCCCGGAAUCCACCAUCGCUUUCACAAAGAAGAUGUACCGCGACGACCCCGGCCCUAGGAAGAUCAAGAGCAUCCAAUUCGGGGUGAUGUCAGCGCAGGAGAUGGUUAAAGUAUCAGAGCUGCACGUUUUUGAAAGGAACCUGUACCAGCAACCGGAGAGGAAGCCGGCGCCCAAUGGGAUCCUUGACACAAAGUUGGGCACCACUGACAAGCGGGGCGAGUGCUCGACCUGCAAAGGCAAGCUGACGGACUGCGCCGGGCACUUUGGUCACAUCCGGCUGGCACUGCCUGUGCUGCACAUCGGAUACUUCAAGCACUGCAUUGCCAUCCUGCAGUGCAUCUGCAAGAGCUGCGCCCGCAUCCUUCUUCCAGAGGAUGAGCGGAAGGUGUUCCUGCGGCGAUUCCGCAACCCCUCGGUGGAGAUCCUCCAGAAAAAGGCCAUGUUCAAGAAAGUCGCGGACCGUUGCAAGCGGCAGCGGUACUGCCCGCACUGCGGGGAUGUCAACGGCGUGGUUAAGAAGGCGACUCAGACGCUGAAGAUUAUGCACGACAAGUACGCCAAGGACGUCUCGAUCAAGGAGGACUUCCAGGAGGAGUUCCAGGAGCCGGCUAAGCACAACCGCGAGCUCAAAACGCACCUCAACAAAGUGCAAGACGACCUGAACCCGAUCCGCAUCCUGGGCCUCUUCGAGCGGAUACUGGACGAGGACUGCGAGAUCCUGGACGUUCACGGACGUCCGGAGCGGCUCGUUAUGACGCACCUGAUCGUGCCACCUGUCUGCAUCCGGCCGUCCGUGGAGAUGGAGUCGGCCGCGGGGAGUAACGAGGAUGACAUCACCAUGAAACUGAUGCAGAUCAUCGAGGUGAACAAGAUCGUCGAGGACGCACUGCAGAAAGGGCUGGCCAUCAACCAGGUCAUGGAGAGCUGGGACUUCCUCCAAGUCCAGACGGCCAUGUAUAUCAACAGCGAGCUGCCGGGCAUGCCCAUGGCCUUCCAGAGCGGAAAGCCACUGCGCGGGUUUGUGCAGCGGUUAAAGGGCAAACAGGGGCGGUUCCGAGGUAACCUGUCGGGGAAGCGCGUGGACUUCAGCGGGCGGACGGUUAUCUCGCCUGACCCGAACUUGAGGAUCAACGAGGUCGCCGUGCCGAUUCUGAUGGCACAGAUUUUGAGCUAUCCGGAGAAGGUGAACCGGCACAACAUAGAGAAGCUGCGGCAGCGCGUCCUGAACGGGAUGACGAAGCACCCGGGCGCAAACUUCGUGUGCUUCCCAGACGGCGGGAAAUGGUUUCUGAAGUUUGGCGACAGGCGGCGCGUGGCGUCCGAGCUCAAGUACGGCGACGUGGUGGAGCGCCACCUGGAGGAUGGCGACAUUGUGCUCUUCAACCGGCAGCCCAGUCUGCACAAGAUGUCCAUCAUGUCGCAUAGAGCCCGCAUCAUGCCGUGGCGAACCCUGCGCUUCAACGAGUGCGUGUGCAACCCGUACAACGCAGAUUUCGACGGCGACGAGAUGAACCUGCACGUGCCUCAGACGGAAGAGGCCCGGACAGAGGCCAUAGAGCUGAUGGGGGUGCACAACAACCUGUGCACGCCCAAGAACGGCGAGAUCCUGAUUGCCGCGACCCAGGACUUCCUGACGACCGCGUUCCUGGUGACCCACAAGGACAACUUCUACGACCGCGCGCAGUUCGGCCUCUUCUGCUGCUACCUCGGCGACGCGUCAGAGAUGGUCGACCUCCCCACCCCCGCCAUCCUCAAGCCCGUCGAGCUGUGGACCGGCAAGCAGGUCUUUAACGUCCUCGUCCGCCCCAGCGCCCGCACCCGGAUCUUCAUCAAUCUAGUUGUCAAGGAGCGCUUUUACACCAAGUCGAAAGUCGAGCCGGAGCACAUGUGCCCAAGCGACGGCUACGUGUGCUUCCGGAACAGCGACCUGAUCAGCGGACAACUGGGGAAGGCGACGCUUGGGGCGGGGAACAAGAACGGGCUGUUCACCGUGCUGCUGCGAGACUACUCGGCUGAGGUCGCGGCCGCGUGCAUGAACCGGCUUGCCAAGUUCAGCGCGCGCUUCAUCGGCAACCACGGCUUCUCCAUCGGGAUCGAUGACGUGGCACCAGGGCCGAAGCUGUCGGUCGAGAAGGAGAAGCAGAUUGCCAAGGGGUAUUCUGCGUGCGACGCGCACAUCCAGGCGUAUGCAAAGGGAAAGCUGGCGUUGCAGGCCGGGUGUAACGCCGCAGAGACGCUCGAGGCCGAAAUCACGGGAGAGCUGAACAAGAUUCGAGAAGAAGCCGGCAAGGUGUGCCUGCGCGAGCUCCACUGGCGCAACAGCCCGCUCACCAUGGCGCAGUGUGGUUCCAAAGGGUCCACCAUCAACAUCAGUCAGAUGGUUGCGUGUGUCGGGCAGCAGACGGUCAGCGGGCAUCGUGCGCCGGACGGGUUCAUCAGCCGAAGUUUGCCGCACUUUCCAAAAUUCGACAAGACUCCCCGCGCCAAAGGCUUUGUCGCCAACUCCUUCUACAGCGGCAUGACUCCGGACGAGUUCUUCUUCCAUACCAUGGGCGGUCGCGAGGGGCUGGUCGACACUGCGGUGAAGACUGCGGAAACGGGUUACAUGUCACGACGGCUGAUGAAGUCGCUGGAGGACCUCUCGACGAUGUACGAUGGGACUGUACGCAACUCCAGCGGGGGCAUCGUGCAGCUCAAGUACGGAGACGACGGCAUGGACCCCGUCUGCAUGGAGGCGAAAGACGGGCAGCCCGUGGACCUUACUCGCGUAAUGAUGAAAACAAAGGCCCAGAGUCCGCUCCAGGGCCGGCCCGUGCUGACUCCGUCCGAAAUGGACGAAUUCGUCCAGAACCGCCUCUCCCAAGAAGACGCUUCGACCGCCAGCGGGUGCUCGGAGCUCUUUAACCGGAGCCUGGCGAAAUUCCUCAAGGGCGAAUCGGACGCGGUUAGGGAAACCCGGAAGCGGUUAGGACUGACCGACAAAACGGAACCAGGGGAAGAAGGGUCCGCGCCGGAACGAGCGGCGGCGAGCAUACGGGGCUGGACGGCGCGCCAACUGGAGAUCUUCUUGGACACGUGUAUAUCUAGGUACCAUCAGAAGCGGAUAGAACCAGGCAGUGCAGUGGGGGCAGUUGGGGCCCAGAGUAUAGGAGAGCCCGGGACGCAAAUGACGCUCAAAACGUUCCAUUUCGCUGGUGUCGCUAGUAUGAACAUCACGCUGGGAGUCCCGCGCAUCAAAGAGAUCAUCAACGCCUCCAAGAACAUCAGCACGCCAAUCAUCACCGUCAAGCUAGUGUCCGAGCACGACCUCAAGGCGGCACGCAUUGUCAAGGGCCGGAUAGAGAAGACGACGCUUGGAGAGGUGGCGGAUCACAUCCAAACCGUCCUCGAGCCGGGCCGCGCCUUCAUCUCCGUCCGACUCGACAUGGACCGCAUCCAGUCCCUCCAGCUGGGCAUCGACGCGAUAACGGUUGGGGACUCGAUUGUUAACGCCCCCAAGAUGAAGAUCAAGCACUCGCACAUCCGCGUGAUCCGGCGCAACAAGCUGAUUGUCUUCCCGCCCGACCAGGACCGGGGCAAGAUGUUCUUUGCGCUGCAGUCGUUGCGCAACGCACUGCCUAGGGUCAUCGUCAAGGGCAUCCCCACCGUCGAUCGCGCCGUGAUCAACGACACCUCCAAGGACGGCGUCCGGUCCUACAACCUGCUCGUCGAAGGCACAAACCUCGCCGCGGUUAUGGGCAUAGAAGGCGUGGACGGCUUAGAAACGCGGAGCAACCACAUCAUCGAAGUGGAACACACGCUCGGGAUCGAGGCGGCGCGCACGGCGAUCAUGCGCGAGAUCGAGUACACGAUGGGCAGCCACGGGAUGACGAUCGACCUGCGGCACAUGAUGCUCCUGGCUGACGUCAUGACGUACAAGGGCGAGAUCCUGGGCAUCACCCGGUUCGGCAUCGCCAAGAUGAAGGACUCGGUGCUCAUGCUCGCCUCCUUUGAGAAAACGACGGACCAUUUGUUCGACGCGGCGAUUCACGGGCGGACGGACCAGAUCGAGGGCGUCAGCGAGUGCAUCAUCAUGGGGAUCCCCAUGCCCAUCGGGACCGGACUGUUCAAGCUGCGGCAAAGGAUAGCGAAGAAGCCGGUCUUACCGAAGCGGCCCCCGCUGUUGCUUCCAUAAAUUGUGCCAGAAAGCCGGCUGGCUCGCAGGGUGAAAGCAUUUGUUGUAGCGUAAAACGCAUCGUGGGUAUGCUCAGGUGCAGAAGACACCCGUCCAGUACGGUCUUCCGUGGUGCAACUUUUGACAAACGUUAAACGUCCCUCCAUGCCGUGAGUGCCUUCUCGAUUUGUGAGGAGGACUAAGCUGCGGACUGACCAGGAUUCUGAACAGUGAACAUGGUAGCUUCCCGGGGC
Molecule: messenger RNA, 4761 nt
Organism: Klebsormidium nitens
Lineage: Eukaryota; Viridiplantae; Streptophyta; Klebsormidiophyceae; Klebsormidiales; Klebsormidiaceae
Source: the annotation of a GenBank genome assembly